Molecule: messenger RNA, 1888 nt
Organism: Bactrocera neohumeralis
Lineage: Eukaryota; Metazoa; Arthropoda; Insecta; Diptera; Tephritidae
Product: nudC domain-containing protein 1
Exons: 4
Coding region: 108-1829 (573 amino acids)
Source: RefSeq, a predicted model, not a curated record
AGCCAAAACAUGUGUUUAUUUGUUUACGGAAACGUCAUAUAUUAAAAAGCCGAAAUUACAUUUUUCAACAAUUUGUUUUCUUUGUAUGCUGAAAUAAAAAUUUUGAAAUGUCUAAAAUUGUAGAAUUGCGUCCAGAUCGUAAUCUCAUACGAAACAAUUUCGAAGGUUACAAGUUAUCGUUAGAUCCGGUGCCACUAUUACGCCAGGAGCUGUCUUCCCUUCCUUUUAGAGCUGAAACCAAUGAAGACCAGUACUCUCUAUUGCACGCGGAACUUUUCUCCAUGCAAAAUUUGCUGCAUGUGGAUCCUUGGUCUCGUACAAUUUGCUAUUAUAUUAGUCGCCUUGGAGAAAUUAUAAGGACUGUUUAUAAUGAAUCAACCGGUCGUGGUGAAUCAAUGCAAAUCGUAUAUCGCCUGAAUACGGCUGCUACACGUGUGAAAGGAGAUUACAAUUAUUCCAUGCGCUUUAUAUCUGAAAAGUACUGUGUUAUAUGCGAUGGUAUUCAAAGCAUUUAUUUAUUAGACACCAAAGAUCGUCUUAAGGCAACCGAAUGGAUUUUGAUUGCCGAAACGAACUUAAACAAUGAGGCGCUGGGAGAGCGUAAUUUUAUGCUAUUUGAUUGCCGCUUGGAUAUUGUGCAGGAGAAAAAACAAAUCAGUAUGGCAAUUGGUAGAGUUAAGAGGAUAGACAACAUCACUGCGGGUGGAUCAAGUCAUUUCAUGCACUUGCAUUGGGGAAAAUGGAUACAAAAUGAAAACUGGGAUUUUUCGGUGAUUGAUACCCUUGAAGGUAAAGGAUCUUUGUAUUACUGUGCUUUUGAACCGCGUGCGGAAUCCCUGAUUAUAUGCUCGAAUCAUGAAUAUAGUUUUCGUUCUAAAAAAACGAAUGGUAGUUGCGAAAUUAAUGUUGAAAACGCUGAGCUUCACGAUGAAAAUUAUGAAAUUGGGGGCUACACUUGGUCACAAACAGACGAAGACAUCAUUAUCAAAUUUGACGUUAAGGAAGGGAAAGAAAGAUCAGAUUAUAAGAUAAAAUACGUCGCUAAUAAACUCACUGUAAAAGUAGGCGAGGAAGUGCUUCUUGAUAAUGAGCUAUACGAUAAGAUUGAUCAAGAGUUGACGACAUGGACUAUCGAAAACAAUUAUUUACAAAUAACUCUAGUUAAACAAAAUCAAUCUUCGAGCUGGUUAUCACUACUCAAAAAUAAUGCUGGGCCUAAAGAAACGUUGGAUGAUAGCAGACAAUCCGAUUGGCCUAUCGAUCAAAAGCCUAUAGCAAAUUUAGAGACACCUAUCGAAGAUUGUGACUUUCCAAUGGGUACUAUCGACGAUGAAAUCAAAAUUGGUCGCUAUCAUAUGCCAAGUAAGUCGGUUACACACGCUGUUUUGUUCGGAUCAACGCCUCCGAUAUUUUCCACUAUUUUGCGUCCCGGGUUUCCUAACGCUUUGGCGAUAAGACAAGACGUUGAUGCUGGGCUUUGGCUGCAGCAGUAUAAUCCGUCCAAACCUGAAGAUUGGUCUCUUCGGCAUGAGGGCAACUUGCAUGCAUUUGGAUAUGUGCAAGCUUCCAAACAACAACGAAAGUUCGUUGAUUGCUCACCAGAUUUAAACUACGCAAUUAUUUGUGAAUCGCAUCGUCAUGUUUUCCUUUACAAAUCAAAUUACGACGGAGCAGAUGGAUUGAGAAACCGUAAUGGUCCACAAGUUAAAAUAGGCAAGCAGCAUUUAAUAACACUUGAAGACGCUGGCGAAGUGCUAGGAUUAGCGACUGCUGAACAUGUAGUAACAAUACUUACCGAACGUUGUAUUAUACAUUUGCAGUUAAGUUAACUAAAGUAAUAUAAUAUAUAUAGUUUAUAAUGCAAAAUAAAUUUUAUAUGAGUCUAAAA